Sturnus vulgaris (Common starling) is the source of this 4706-nucleotide messenger RNA. NCBI's taxonomy places the organism in Eukaryota, Metazoa, Chordata, Aves, Passeriformes, Sturnidae. The record is from RefSeq and is a predicted model, not a curated record.
GGGUGAACAUACACCUGAUCCUUGCUCCUGCCAUUGGCAAGGAGAAAGAGCAGCUCUGUGUGUGUCAGGCAGCAAAAAUUAGGAGCAAGCCAGGGCCUCAGUGAGAUGAAAGGGCAUGGUGGAGGACAAUGAAUAAUCUGUUUUUUGCUUAUCUCUGAAAAUACACACUUUGAGCUGGGGAAAGAAACUGUUUUGGUAUUCAUUGUGUAUUGGUAAUAUUUUUCUGCUUGAACUCUGGUGAACUGAACUGUGGGACAAAUGCAGACAUCCUCUAGGCUUUUUCCUGGCUAGUUUUUUAAAUCUGCUGCUGAUUUUAGGAGGUGUUGGAUUUAGUGUUCUAAACAAAUGCAGCCUAUGAAUGUCUGUAUGGGAAUAUAAUAAUCUAAAGAUUUGUAUGUUGACACCAUUAGUACCUAAUUUUAAGGCUUCUUCUUUCCAAAAUGACUUUAGACUGUGGCAUCCUGUCACAUAAUUGAAAUAUAAAUAGCUUUCUCUCAAUAGAAAGUUCUAAAACGACAGUAAAUUGUUUAGAUUUUGUCUUCUCAUGAAAUACCACUCCCUGCCCUUUCCUUCCUGCCUUUUUCUUUUUUUUAAUCGUCAUCCAAGGGUGUUUUCUAAACAACUAAAAACCACAUUGUGCUCAAGCAGAGAAUGAGGAAGAAUUUAAAGUCAAAUAUGUUUUUCUUAGCCAAACAUUUUCUCUCUAAACGAGGUAAGACGGAGUAGAAGAUACACACUUACUUAGUUUAAUAAUUUCUUGAGUGAAAACAUUUUUUUUGUGUAAUUCUCCUGUAUGGAGAGCUACAGUCAAAACAUCAGUCCCAUUAGAAAGCUUGUUGAGCAUAAUCACUCUGCCCAGUAAGAUUAUAAGUAAUUAUGAAUUUUCUCUUAAUUACGGAAAAUUUUAACAAGUGAAUGCAGUGUUGGGCUUACCAGCAGUCAGUUCAUGCCCCAUUGGCAAAGUUUGUGUCAACAAAGUAAUUGAGAAGCUGCAAAAAGGGAUGCUACAGACAAGUAAUGGACUUGAAUGAGACUCCAAAUUCCUAUUUCUUAUCACAAUUGGUUCUAAGAGUAGUUGAGAAAGUUAUUCAAAGGUUAAAAACUACAAAUUAAAUUCUUGAGGUUCUUUGUGUUCUACCUCCAAAAGGUAAGAGUAAUUUCUUAUUGAGAAGAGCUUUUCCUUCAUGUGAUUUUAUUUUCUUUUGAAUAAACUAAUGAUGAUGUUCCAAAUAAACUGUUGGAGUUUUCAGAAGUUGAAUGUUUGGGCUGAAAUGAAAUAAUGGCAUUAACACUGUUAAGGGUAUUAAAUGGUUUCUGUUACUGUUUCUGGAAGUGGAGUUUGUAAGAAAAGAAGUAGAAAUCAGAAAUGGAAAAAUUAGGGAAUUGCAAUAUAAUGGAAUGUUUAUGAAAAUACAUUGAUUUGAAAUGUUACUUAAGAAAUAAAUUUUCAAGGGAAUGUGAAAUAGGUAGUGAAUGUGCAAAAGAAUUCUGGAGUUGCCUCUAGUAAAAGCGUAAGUAAAAGUAAAUUUCUUGGAAUAGAUACAAAUUAGGAGACCAUUGAAGAGGAGUUGCCUGAAGAUAGAUGUGAGACAGAAAAAGGAAAGGGGAGGUAGCAAUGAUAUACGUGAAGUACAUACGCAGUUAUUUUUUUUCAAGGGACUUUCUCUACCAAGUUCUAGCAGAGGUGCUUCCUGUUCUUGAAUCUACAAAACAACUGCUCUGAAUUUUUUUGUAUAUUUAUACAUAUAGCAACGAAAAAGACGGAUUCAUACCCUUCUUAUGCUCUGAAAUUCAAUAUGCAAGGCUUACCAGAAAAGGAAAUAAAGAAAGACAUGAAGAAAGAAAAUACUGCCAACAAACCACCAGAGAAGCCUAUAAAUGAAGUUUCCAAUGGAAGCCCUUUACUGUUGUCUGAGACAAUUAUUAGAACCAACAAAAAAGGAGAGAGAAACAGAAGGAGGAGAUGUCAGGUGGCUUUCAGUUAUAUGCCUCAAAAUGAAGAUGAAUUGGAAUUAAAAGUUGGUGACAUCAUUGAAGUUGUGGGAGAGGUGGAAGAGGGCUGGUGGGAAGGUAUACUUAAUGGAAAGACUGGCAUGUUUCCUUCCAACUUCAUCAAGGAACUCUCUGAUUCUGAUGAUGUGGGAAUAGCACAGGAGGAGCAAGUAAAGUCAAGAAAAUCUGCCUUUGAAGGGACAAUUCUGUACAGAGUGGCACCGGCAAAGAUUGACAGCUACAGACGUUAUAACAGUCUAAAAGAUGCUACAGGCUCUGAGAGUGAUGGUGGUGACUCUUGCAGUACAAAAUCAGAAGGAGCCAAUGGAGGCACGACAAUCCAACCCAAAAAGGUCAAAGGUGUUGGCUUUGGAGAUAUCUUCAAAGACAAACCCAUAAAGCUAAGACCAAGGUCAAUAGAAGUUGAAAACGAUUUCCUUCCAGUGGAUAAGAGUGUUGGGAAGAAAUUACCUCCAGCCACCGCAACUCAGGAGCCAACAAAAAUAGAAGUGGACAGCAGAACAAAAAACAAGGAGUAUUGCAAAGUGAUAUUUCCGUAUGAAGCGCAGAACGAUGAUGAACUCACAAUCCGGGAGGGUGAUGUUGUCACACUUAUCAGUAAGGAUUGCAUUGAUGUGGGUUGGUGGGAAGGAGAACUCAAUGGCAGACGAGGUGUUUUUCCAGAUAACUUUGUCAAGCUACUCCCUUCAGAUUUUGAAAAAGAGAGACCGAAGAAGCCACCACCUCCAUCAGCUCCUGUCAUCAAACAAGGAUCAGGGACCACAGAUCGAAAGCAUGAAAUCAAGAAGAUACCCCCUGAAAGGCCAGAAUGUCUUCCUAAUCGAACAGAAGAAAAAGAAAGAUCAGAGAGAGAGCAAAAACAGGUAGACUUGCAGAAGCCUUCAGUUCCUGCUAUACCUCCGAAGAAACCUCGGCCACCCAAAGCCAACGCUGUGAGCAGACCUGGUACCUUGCCCCCGAGACGACCAGAGAGACCAGUUGUGCCUGUGACUCAUGCAAGGAGUGAUAGUCCAAAAGUGGAAUUAGUGGGCAGUACAGUAUCCGGCACUCUAGAGAAAGACUCCUCUGAAAGAAGCAAUGACAUCGACUUGGAAGGUUUUGAUUCUGUAAUACCAAUUGCUGAGAAGCUUAAUCAUCCAACUACAACCAGACCAAAAGCUACUGGCAGGCGACCACCCUCCCAGUCUCUCACAUCUUCAUCCCUUUCAAGUCCUGAUUUCUUUGACUCACCAAGUCCUGAAGAUGAGAAGGAAGAACAUGUUUCCAUUACUCACAAAACUCUUGAAGUGUCAAGGAAAUCAAGAACUGUUACAAUAUCACAAGUGUCUGAUAACAAAACUUCCUUACCUCCAAAACCAGGAGGUCUGGCUAGUGGCAGUAAUAUACAACCAUCACUAUCCCCUUCACCAUCACCUGGAUUUCACUCAAUUGCUAUGGGAACAACAGGCCACAGGUCAAAUUCCCCUUCCCUGUUUGGUACUGAAGGAAAGCCAAAGACUGAGCACUUGAGCCAAGGUCAGACUGCCCUGGAAGAGCUCAGAACACAAAUUAGGGAGCUAAGAACCAUCAUUGAAACCAUGAAAGACCAGCAAAAAAAAGAGAUUAAACAGUUGCUCUCUGAAUUGGAUGAAGAGAAGAAGAUCCGUCUACGAUUGCAGAUGGAAGUUAAUGACAUAAAGAAAGCUCUUCAAUCAAAGUGAAUACUUGAUAGGUGGAAUGUUGCAUUAUUCUUCAUGACUGAGACUCAAAUUUAUGCCCCAGCCAAAAUAACUUUGUGCCAAAUGAUUUAAGAAUUGCCUCAACAUCCCUUUAUUUGAAGGAUUAGCACAACAGUUUUUGAUAGCACAACAAAAAUACCAACAAGAACAAAAUUUCUACCCAAAGCUGUGCUGUGCAGCACUAGUUGUGACUGAAAUUGAUCUUGUGCUAAAGGCUCUCUACUUCAAGAUCCUAAGUGAAAUGAAAACUCAGGCAGUUUAGUCCAUAGUGGUACUAUUUUGAUGAUAUUUUUCCAUAAAUAAAGUGUAUUUCAGAUUAUCUGUUUACAAGCUUUAUGAUUUUGACUUUUGGUUUUUAAUUGUCUUUUGUCACAGAUUUUAAAAUGUUUGUACUUCAUAUAGCCAGGAAUGAAUGUUAAUGUUGGGGCUGGAGGGAUUAUUUUUGCUUCGAGAUUGAACAGCCUACUUUUCGUUAUGGUUUUAAGUUCUGUUAAAUAUGCAAUUUUAUGUCCCCGAAUCCCCUACAACUUCAGCUUACAUUGUGUACAGUAAUGUAUCUACAAGAAGGAAACAAACCAACAGAAGUCUGGUCUUUGCAAUGAUUUGUGCCUUUCUUUGCCACACACUGACUGGAGCCGGUUGAGGCCAGGUCUCCCUAUGUAGCUACCACGAUGACUCCUGUCCCCGGUGUCUGGAGGAGGUCACCUUCCCAGGGCUCAGCUGCUCGCUCAGGAGAGCAUGUUUGUGCCAGGUGCCAGGACAAAAGGGCACAGCUGAGAGCAGCUUUGUCUUGAGCAGCUGUGGCUUUUUAGCUUUCCUGGUUUGGAUAGGCCUCUCCCUCAACCUGAAUGUUCAUCUCCGCUUGAUUUUCAUUAGAUGAUUUAAACACCCACCUCUGUCCCCAAUUUUGCACAGAGUGAACAGAAUAUGCAUUAUUAAAGCAAAAUUAAAUAAAAGUAAUCUAUAAAACAUGAA